GAGCACAGCCAGCACAAGGGCUGGGUUAUGUUAUACUGCCAUUCAAAGCCCCCUCCCUUUGGAACCUUGGUCAAAAUGCGUUUUUGGUGUGUUACACCAGUUUUCUACUUGUUUCUGUCAAGGUUUGAUGCCGGAAAAGACAACUACAUAGACCUGAUGGAGCUGAAGCUGAUGAUGGAGAAGCUUGGAGCUCCACAGACACACCUCGGCUUGAAGAACAUGAUCAAGGAGGUGGACGAGGACCUGGACAACAAGCUCAGCUUCAGAGAGUUCCUGCUGAUCUUCAGGAAGGCAGCAGCAGGAGAGCUGGCAGAGGACAGCGGCCUCUGCGCCCUUGCUCGCCUCUCUGAAAUCGAUGUCUCCACAGAGGGGGUCAAAGGAGCCAAGACCUUCUUUGAAGCCAAAGUCCAGGCCAUCAAUGAGUCCAACCGGUUUGAGGCAGAGAUCCGCCAGGAGCAGGAGGCCAAGAAGAAGCAGGCGGAGGAGCAGAAACAGAGACGCGCCGCUUUCAAAGAGCUGCAGUCGGCCUUCAAGUGACCGCCCCUCUCUCCUCUUAGGACCCGUCACUCUCUGUGCUGCACUAAUGUCGUCAGUUUGUCAAUGUGUGUGUGUUUGAAUGCGUGUGUCGGUGCGUGUCAGACAGCGGUAGUCCUGAGUCUCACACAGGCUCUCACAUGCUGGUCACUAGUCUAUGAUACAACAGACUGAAUACCUUCUGAAAAAUCAGCCCUGUUUAUGAAGAUGGCAGAUAAAGAAUGAUCUGUUCAUUUAG
This is a messenger RNA of Morone saxatilis (striped sea-bass), 772 nucleotides long. RefSeq names its product EF-hand domain-containing protein D2-like. Bases 28 to 537 code for a protein of 169 amino acids. Gene Ontology annotation, molecular function: calcium ion binding. NCBI's taxonomy places the organism in Eukaryota, Metazoa, Chordata, Actinopteri, Moronidae. The record is from RefSeq and is a predicted model, not a curated record. The transcript is spliced from 3 exons.